UAAACCCCGUGUUGAACGAUUUGAGACGGAAGUAAAAAUUCAGGAGGAAGAAACCUUUUAUUUAUAGCCCUAAAUUAGUUGUUAUUAACUCAUAUAUUGACUGCGCUUGACAGAGAUGGCAGAUGAGUUAGAUGUUGAGGCCAUGUUGGAGGCCCCGUACAGGAAAGAGGAUGAUGGAAGAGGAGACGCUUCCAAUGACAAAGACAGGAAAUCUUCUUCCUCCCGCCGUAGAAGUCGAAGCAGGGACCGGGACAGGGACAGGAAGAGAAGUGACAGAGAUCGCGACCGUGACCGUGACAAGGACAGCAAGCGGAGCAAGGACAAAAAACGAAGCAAAAGCCGAGACAGAAAACGUAGUAGGAGUAAAGACAAGAAAGAUCGUAGGAGAAGCAGAAGCAAAGACCGUAAAGAGAAACGAAGGAGUAGAUCACGGGACCGCAAGAGUAGGUCACGUCGUAGGAGGAGCAUCACUAAAAGUCCUGUCAGAGAGCCGUUGAUGGAGAUGACGCCUGAAGAGAGAGAUGCAAGGACAGUGUUCUGUAUGCAGCUGUCUGCCCGCAUCAGGCCGAGAGAUCUUGAGGAGUUCUUCUCUUCUGUAGGAGAGGUAAAGGACGUUAGAUUGAUCACGGACAACAAAACGCGCCGGUCAAAGGGUAUUUCAUAUAUAGAGUUUAAAGAUACAGAAUCUGUGCCAUUAGCCAUUGGACUGACCAAUCAGAAGCUGCUGGGUGUGCCGAUCAUCGUUCAGGCAUCACAAGCAGAGAAAAACAGAGCACCCAUGCCCACAAAUAUUGUUGCCAAAGCCCCGGUGACAGGACCUAUGAGAUUAUAUGUUGGUUCCCUGCAUUUUAACAUCACUGAAGAUAUGUUGAAAGGCAUAUUUGAGCCAUUCGGGAAGAUUGAAGACAUCAAACUGAUCAGGGAUCAUGAGACAGGAAAGUCACAUGGAUACGGUUUCAUUACUUACAAGAAUCAUGAAGAUGCAAAGAAAGCUUUAGAGCAGUUGAAUAGUUUUGAGCUGGCAGGGCGACCUAUGAAGGUGGGCAAUGUGACUGAAAGAGCAAUGGAUAUGCAGAUGGGGGGACAGCUGGACAAUGAUGAGCUGGACAGGGCUGGCAUCGACCUGGGAGCUACUGGGAGGCUAGCUCUGAUGGCCAAGCUGGCUGAAGGUACAGGGUUUGAGAUCCCUGAUUAUGCGAAGAACUCUCUCCAGAUGCAGGGCAUGCCUGCGUCAAUGGGCAUGAAUCAGGGUAUGCCCAAUACCAAUGCCCAGGUGAAACCCCAGGUCCCAGCAACAACCACUCAGGCACCGCCCAUUGCUACACAAUGCUUCAUGCUCUCCAACAUGUUUGAUCCCACUAUAGAGUCGAAGCUGAGCUGGGACCAGGAGAUCCGAGACGAUGUGAUAGAGGAAUGCAGCAAGCAUGGUGGGGUGCUGCACAUCUUUGUGGAUAAAGCCUCCCCACAGGGCAAUGUCUACGUCAAGUGCCCAACCAUCGCAGCUGCCGUCGCAUCUGUCAACUCCCUGCAUGGUCGAUACUUUGGAGGGAAGAUCAUCCAGGCCGCAUAUGUGCCAUUACCAAACUACCAUGCCUUGUUUCCAGAGGCUCAGAGAGCCAGCCAGCUUCUUCUGCCCUCCACACAAACACUUAACGUGGGUGGCUUUGCACCACCCACGAGCAUGUUCAAUGGCGGUGGGCUGAUGAGAUAAGGCUAACUGCGGGGGUGGUUUGUGGAACUCCUUCAUUUCAUAGUGUGAAGACUGACAGAGUCAGCAAGUAGAUUGACAAAGACUGGGGAGAUUUUAUAUUCUGUUAUGAAAUGAUUUGUAAUCAGUCAGCUAGUUCAUGGCUAGAUACAGAUUUAAUAUUUUAUUAUUUAAUCUCAUCAUUUGUAAAGGUGUUGAAGAGACCAUAUCACCAACAGAUGAUGGACUUGAGUGAUUGAAUUAUUCAAAGUGUGAUCUACUGUUCUUUUGGUAUAUCAUGGAGUUGAGUCAGGUUGCAUCAUUAUCAAACAUUCAAUGACACAAGGUAUACCUUGUAUAUGUAUUUCCGGACUUGUGCUUAAUUGUGUCUCAAGUCUUCCUUUAGUUGAUGUUAUUUUAUGUUAACAUUGUGAAGUAAUAAAACAGAAUUAGGAUGUGAUUUGUAUAUAAUUAUAUAUUAGUUGAAAGUACUUAACGGAGUUUUAAGAAACAUUUCAUGGAAUUCAGUUAUAUUAAUUGUGACUAAUAUUCUUUUUAUGAAGGGCUAUUCAAUUUUAACAUGACCCACUUGAGGAAGGCACUUUCAUACUAGACUGUCUCUCUAAAAAAGUUGAUUGUACCUAGAUUAUUAAGUUAAAACAAAAAGGAACUCCCCAUUUAGAAUUUCUUUAUAUUGCCUUCUGAAGAUGAAGUGCAUGUUGAAAUGGAAUUGCCCUUUGUUCUUAUUUGUAUUUUAAAUGCCGAAUUCGCUUCAUUUUCAUUUGUUAUACUUACAAAUUGCGGGGUGAACGUGACAAGGUUACAAGUGACAUUAGAUAAAAAAGAAAAGUAGAUUGAACCUUUUCGCAGUCACCCUUAUAAUAUUUUAUACUAGAAAAUGAUGUUUUACUAUCCGUGUAUCUAGUGUUAAAGCCCUGUAUGUUGAGGUUAUACGAACAGUGUUCUUAUCAUCCCAUCAAUCAUUUCAUUGUCAGAAAUUCAUCUGAAACUUGUUAUUGAUAAUAAUGAUAUUUUAUAUUAAAAUGAUUAAAAACUG
Molecule: messenger RNA, 2744 nt
Organism: Mya arenaria
Lineage: Eukaryota; Metazoa; Mollusca; Bivalvia; Myida; Myidae
Product: RNA-binding protein 39-like
Exons: 12
Coding region: 116-1711 (531 amino acids)
Biological process (GO): mRNA processing
Cellular component (GO): nucleus
Molecular function (GO): RNA binding
Source: RefSeq, a predicted model, not a curated record